Messenger RNA from Hyalella azteca, 2224 nucleotides. RefSeq lists its product as uncharacterized. Lineage: Eukaryota; Metazoa; Arthropoda; Malacostraca; Amphipoda; Hyalellidae. The record is from RefSeq and is a predicted model, not a curated record. Bases 204 to 1766 code for a protein of 520 amino acids. The transcript has 12 exons.
CAGGCGCUGGAAAAAUUAGAUCUGGUGGUGAUGGUGGUGGUGGUGGCUGCGCGUGGUGUUCCUCAUCACAAUAUUGCGCUCAUCCACUCAGCAUUAGAACCAGAACUUGCCCGAGUGAUGCAAUCAUUCAUCACCACUCCAGUUUGGAGCCCCGACGCGGCUCCGCCAAAUGCCCCAGAGUUCUUGCGGGGCGGGACCGCGUGAUGGCCGUGGACGGGGGCGACCCUGGCAGCCUCUCCUUCACAGUCUCCAACAUCCCUGAAAGCCUGACCGAAAAGCCCUGGUCGUGUGAGUUCGACGUCAAGAAAAUAUCGGCAUCGACGGAGGCGCUGACGAAGCUUAUGGCGGCCCAGGCGCACCAACUGCUGAAGAACUUCAACAUUUUGCCGUACGCGCACUCAGCGCCAUCUGGUGACGUGGCUUGGCAAUACUCCACUUUGUCGUCUGCUGUUGUGACUUUGCCAGGAUAUUUCCAGGGCUCCGUGGUGACGCUGGCUGAUGGUGCGCGCGUGGGGGUGGGUAGCGUGACGUGUAGAGGUGCGAUCGGGUCUACUUUCUCUACCUCAUCAUCUACCCUCCAAAACUCACCAUCAUCUACCCUCCAAACCUCACCGUCAUCUAUCCUCCCAACAUCACCAUCAACCAACCCUAAUAUUGUCUCGACUCACGAUAUACUGAGGAGUAAUCUACAGUCAACUCUACCCGGCUUAGAGUCUACCCAGUCUACUUCGUCUACCUCAUCACCAGCCUCGCAUCUACCCAGCGUCUUGUUGGCCCGGCCUAAAGUCCGCGCUGCUGAUGGAUACACGCUGGAUAAUUCAGGCGACAUUGCCGUGUUGGUGUACCACUGCACCAGCUUGGCUGUGAACUGCAGUGACUGCACCAGCUUACUGGGUGCACCACCUGGUGCACAAGACAGCGGUGAACCAGCUGCACCGUGGUGUGGUUGGUGCACCAGCACCAAUACGUGCACCAGCAGAAGUCACUGCACUGUCGGGGACUGGCUGCUGUCGCCCGACUUCAGUCGUUCAGUCUCCAACAGUCGCUGCAAGUCGUUGGAUGACUCAGUUAAGGCUCUUCACCACCCAGGACACUUGGAUGAACACUUGGCUGAGACUGCAGACGAGUCGCCUGGUCGCCUGCCCGAGUCACUGACAGCAGACGACGACCUGAGCUCAGCUGCAGACGAGGCACACGAGUUCACAGACGACCAAGACGAAGAGGCCACGGGCUUGGAAGUGGAAGAUGUACAGAAUAAACACAGGAGGAAGGGACAGAGGAAACGGAACAGGAAGAACAGGACGGAGGGCGAUACACAAGACGAUGAUGAGGAUGACAAGGUGGAAGUUGUUCUCAACGACAGAAAAACAAAAGGACGGGGGCGGGGGAGGUCCAGCAGCAGGGGGCGCGGGGGCGGCGGUAACAUAAAAGUGGCCAAGGGCCGCUACUUCCUGAAGCUUCCGUUCCAUCCUGAGGUCUACGUCGCCAGAGACACGUGGCGUCUGCACACGGGACGUCAGUAUUACGUGCCAGUUACGAAGAAAAUGUUUGUCAAUCUUGGAUUCGUGCGCCAGGCGGUGCACGGCAGUCUCGGCGCUGAGCGCAGCCGCACGGUCCUGGUGGACGGCGCGUGGAAGAGGGCCUCAGGUUACUUCCUGGACCUGUACGAGAAGCUGGACCAAGAGCCCGUUACGUCCAUCGUGACGUCCAGCAAGCCCGUGUACGACGCACUGCUGGCCCAGCUCGACACGGGCAACGGGGCCUGAGUCGGAGUGAAGCCUUCGCAAGUUCCCAGUCUCAAAUUGCUACGAAAAACGGAUAAGCAGACAACGUAUAAGCAGAUAACGGAUACGCAGAUAACGGAUAAGGAGAUAACGGAUAAGGAGAUAACGGAUAAGGAGAUAACGGAUAAGGAGAUAACGGAUAAGGAGAUAACGGAUAAGGAGAUAACGGAUACGCAGAUAACGGAUAAGGAGAUAACGGAAAAUCAGAUAACGGAUAAGCAGAUAACGGAUAAGACAACGGAAAAGCUGAAGAAACUGGUGAAAUAUAAGGAACAUUGAAAGGCUUUGUCGAAAAUGCAAGUCACUGGAAUGCUAACGCCAGCGGCAAGUCGUAGCUGAGGGAAGAAAGAAAGGACAGAAGAAAUAAUUAACCAGUGAAUGGAGAAUUGUCAUGCAAGAUGCAGUAACGUAUCUGUCGUAAAUAAAUCAUACUAACCUGC